CCUCCCUCCGUUUUCUCUCCUCCUCUCCCUCCCCCAGUUCUUCUAUGCUCAGUUCGGUCUGCGUCUCCUCUUUCAAAGGGCGCAAGGGUGGGAACAAGUCAUCCAACAAAGCAUGUUACACUGCAGACAUGACUUGUCCGUCGGAAAGCGAGAAAAUCGUGAUAAACUGCGGGGGGGUGCGGCAUGAAACCUAUCGAAGCACCCUCAAAACGUUGCCCGGUACCCGCUUAUCUUGGCUUACCGAACCGGACGCCUUUAGCAACUUCGAUUACGACCACAAAAACGACGAGUUCUUCUUCGAUCGCCACCCGUCCGUCUUUUCAUUCAUCCUCAACUAUUACCGCACAGGGAAGUUGCACUGUCCGAACGAUGUGUGCGGUCCGCUGUUCGAAGAGGAGCUGGCAUUCUGGGGCAUCGAUGAGACGGACGUGGAGGCUUGUUGCUGGAUGAAUUACCGGCAGCACAGGGACGCAGAGGAGGCGUUGGACAGCUUUGAGAAUCCCGAACCGGAGUUGCCAGAAGACGACCCAGCUCUACCGGGAGGCGCAGAUGGGGACAUGAAAAGACUGUGCUUGCAUGAGGACGGAAGGAAAAAGACUUGGUGGGAAAUCUGGCGGCCCAGAAUGUGGGCCCUCUUUGAAGACCCUUAUUCCUCAAAAUACGCCCGGUACUGCGCAUUCCUCUCCCUUCUGUUCAUCCUCAUCUCCAUCUCCACCUUCUGCAUGGAGACGCACGAGGCCUUCAAUACCAUCUACAACAAGACGGAGAACGUGACGGAGGGAAACGUGACGCGCGAGGUGAUCGUCUACGAGGUGGUGACCGACAGCUGGCUUACGUACGUGGAGGGCAUGUGCGUCAUCUGGUUCACCAUUGAGGUGAUGGCCCGCGUAGUCUUCUGCCCGGACAAGGUCGAGUUCUUCAGGAGCACCCUCAACAUCAUCGACUUCAUUGCCAUCAUGCCUUUCUACCUGGAGGUGGGGCUGAGCGGCCUGUCCUCCAAAGCCGCCAAGGACGUGUUGGGCUUCCUGCGUGUGGUCCGCUUCGUUCGCAUCCUGCGUAUCUUCAAGCUGACCCGCCACUUUGUGGGGCUUCGCGUCCUGGGCCACACGCUCCGUGCCAGCACCAACGAGUUCCUCCUGCUCAUCAUCUUCCUCGCUCUCGGAGUGCUCAUCUUCGCCACCAUGAUCUACUACGCCGAGCGCAUCGGCGCCGACCCUGAUGACCCUACGGCUGCCAAACACACAAACUUCAAGAAUAUCCCCAUUGGUUUCUGGUGGGCCGUGGUCACCAUGACCACUCUGGGCUACGGGGACAUGUACCCCGAAACGUGGUCGGGGAUGCUGGUGGGCGCGCUGUGCGCCCUGGCAGGGGUGCUGACCAUCGCCAUGCCUGUGCCCGUCAUCGUCAACAACUUUGGCAUGUACUACUCACUGGCCAUGGCUAAGCAGAAGCUUCCCAAAAAGAAGGGCAAGCACAUCCCCCGCCCCACCAUGCCGGGCUCGCCCAACUACUGCAAGCCUGACGCUCUCGCUAUGGCCACCGCCUCGCCCCAUAGGAUCCUGGGUAAUGUACUCGGCGAGGUGAUCGGGCCCGGAGGCUUCGACUGCCCCCUUGCUCAAGAGGAGGUCAUAGAAAUCAACCGAGAUUCCAAGCAGAACGGCGACGCGGCCACUGCGGCCCUGGCGAACGAGGACUGCCCUACCAUCGACCAGGUGCUGAGCCCGGACGAGCGGAGUCCCGCGGGGCGAGGGGGCACCGGAGUAACCAGGGAACGCUACCAGCAGGACCGCGCUUGCUUCCUGCUCAACACCAGGGAAUUCCGCGCCACAGAUGGGAAUGUGCGGAAAGUGUURAGUUUCUAGCAAUUUCUCUAAAGAAGACAUACUGAGUCAGUUAAUCAGAAAUGAGCGGAGGGAGCCACUUUAACCAAGACGUGUGACACGGAUGGACAGUUAAAAGGCAUAUCUUUGGCGUGACGAGAGAGAGACCGGAGGGUGAUCAAGAUAAACAUGAGGUUGGAUCUUUACGUUGUUACCAAAGCAGCCUCUUGGAAACUCCGGCCACACUUUUGAAGACUGUCUGACCGAUCACAAUGACGACUGACUGAGCAUUGCACUGACACACUCAGAGAGAAAAGGACUCCUACUGCAACAUUCCAGAAGACAUUAUAUUGUGACGCUCAACCAUCUCACAGUACAGUGACCAAUAACCGACUGCAGUGCUGAUCUACUGAGCAACUUAGAGAAUCAAUUAAUUAUCACUCACCUAUAAACGAGCGACCAGGUCUAACUAACUAUGUAGCAUCUCUGCUAACACUGUAGCAUUUGUUAGCUGGGAAAAUAACGUCAUGACCUUAUCCAUUGACAGUUUUGAACAGAGUGAUGCGGAAAGACGCACUAAAUGAAAACUUUACAUGCCGUUUUCCUCUUGUGUUAUUUCCGUUUACAAGAAACUAUUGUACAUGAGAGACAAAGACAAGUUGCCCUCGAACGGUUCUUUGGAACAUUUGUGACAGCAACUAAACCAGUUACAGGUUAAAUGAAUCAGAGAACUGAAUUUGGACAUUUGAUCAUAUAUCUGUUCUCCCACCUCAUGAAUGAGUUCAUGACUUGUAGAAGUUAAAGAGAUUGGUUAUCAAUCAAGCCUUUACGUCUCCCAUUAAUUUCCAUUCAAUUUGGAAAGACGAUGCCAGGCCCUCAACAUAGUGUAAUAUACGCACAUAUGAUAGAAGUACAUAGAUGACCAUACCAAAUGGAUGUAGCAUCAACAGAGGACCAAUUAGUACUAUAUUUUUUACCCCUGCAAAAUAAUUAUUGAUGAACAAGACUCUCUCUGUCUCUCACGUACUUACUUUGAAAUCCACGUGGCAUACUGUACCAAAGGUCCUAUGCAUGCACUUGCUGUAUGACUUGCCUAUAAAGUAACAACAGUACGGGCUGCUAUGGGAUGAACAUUCCAUAUAUCUAGAGCAAAGCUUUGAACUGCCCUUGAUACCUUCAUUAUCGCCUCGCUUUGGUACAAACGUACAAGUUGGAAAUGCCAUUCAUGUAUAUAUAACAGAGGUAAUUCCUGAGUAUAUUUUAAAACAUAUUUAAUUGAAUUAUAUUUAUUACAAUUACAUUCCUGUUGAACAAAAAAAUACUUCAUGAACAUACUUGUAUGACAGACACUGGUAUCGGUCACUAUAAAUUGACUAACUUACCUGCUGCUCAAAUCAAUCAUGAGUAGAGCACAGACUGACUAAAGGUCAAGUCCCAUGCACAGACCUGCCAACAGGAGGAAUAAGGUUCUAACUUAAAUACAGCACAGAGGAUGCCUCCAUAAUAAGGAUACCUUGAAGUCACAUCAAAGUGUAUCCGGUGGUGGAAAAAGUCCUCUGCUGUGGUUUUUACAAGGAACUAAACAU
Messenger RNA from Salvelinus sp. IW2-2015, 3406 nucleotides. Its product is annotated as voltage-gated potassium channel KCNC1-like. Gene Ontology annotation, molecular function: delayed rectifier potassium channel activity; protein binding. Lineage: Eukaryota; Metazoa; Chordata; Actinopteri; Salmoniformes; Salmonidae. The record is from RefSeq and is a predicted model, not a curated record. Gene Ontology annotation, cellular component: dendrite membrane; postsynaptic membrane; voltage-gated potassium channel complex. Gene Ontology annotation, biological process: protein homooligomerization; potassium ion transmembrane transport.